Messenger RNA from Mangifera indica (mango), 1099 nucleotides. Its product is annotated as UPF0481 protein At3g47200-like. Lineage: Eukaryota; Viridiplantae; Streptophyta; Magnoliopsida; Sapindales; Anacardiaceae. Bases 1 to 1092 code for a protein of 363 amino acids. The transcript has 3 exons. The record is from RefSeq and is a predicted model, not a curated record.
AUGACCAUAUUCCACACUUAUACACCUCAAUUAGUCUCCAUUGGCCCUCUUCACCAUGGGGAACCACACUUGGAAUUUCUGGAAGAAGAAAAACGAAGAUACCUGCAAGACUUUCUUGAGCGAACUCGUUUAAGUGUCGAAGAACUUUAUAAGUUGAUAAGGGGGAAGGAAGACACAUUACGUAGUUGUUAUGAUGAAACAAUCAAAUUUCAUAGCGAUGCAUUUGUGGAAAUAAUUCUGGUGGACGCCGCCUUCAUCGUUGAACUCUUUUUGAGAGGUAGUUUCGUAGAAAUGAGAAAGACAGAAGACCGUAUAUUUAGGCGCUCAUAUUUGUCUUUAUUUAUACGGUUCGACAUGUGGUUGCUUGAGAAUCAAAUUCCAUUUUUCAUUCUUGAGGAAAUUUUUAACCUACAAAAAGUGAGUAGCAUAUUUCGGGCGUCGAAGCCACAGUUCAUCAAGCUUACAUACAAAUUUUUCGAGGUUUUUCAGGGAGUAAAUGGGCAAUUAGGGAAAUUUAAUGGUCCUACAAAGAAGAACACAAGAAAAGCUGUGAUUGCACCGAGUGUGAUCCAACUCCAUAAUGCGGGAGCCAACUUCAAACCGAGCGAAAGGAAAGACUCAUUUCACAUAAAUUUCAAGAAGGGGACUUUGGAAAUUCUACCACUGACGCCACAGUAUCAUACUGGAUCGUUGUUUCGAAAUUUGAUUGCUUUCGAGCAAUGUCAUUGCUCCGAUAAUUACAUAAAUGAUUAUGUUUUUAUCAUUCAUCAUCUUGCCAACACUCCCAAGGAUGUUGAGUUGCUUGUUGAGAAACAAAUUAUCGAAAAUUGGCUGCCGGAUAAAGAAGGAGCAUCAACUCUUUUGAAUGACCUCUCAAAUGUGACAACUUUGAAUCCUGAUCAUUUUUAUUUCUCAGAUCUUUGUGAAGAAAUGGAAAAUUACCGUGCAAAAAGCUGCAACAAGUGGAGAGCGAUAUUGAUACAGAAUUAUUUCAGCACUCCAUGGGCUACCCUUUCCCUGUUCGCCGCUGUUUUUCUGAUUCUACUUACAGUCAUUCAAGCUGUGACUUCUGUUCUCCAAGUGACGAAUUAACAAAAUG